AUGACCGACACGUUGUCCCCCGUCACGAACCGCAAACAGGUGGCGAUCCUGGACUUUGGCUCGCAAUACAGCCAUCUCAUCGCACGCCGCGUGCGUGAGCUGCACGUGUUUUGCGAGCUCUACUCCUGUCUAGUCAGUGCCAAGGAGCUGCGUCAGCACCAGCUCACGGGCAUCAUUCUGUCGGGUGGUCCCCAGUCGGUCUUCGAUGAAGGGGCGCCUCAUGUUGACCCAGAAGUGUGGAAACUGAUUGAAGAACUCGAUCUUCCGGUGCUUGGGAUCUGCUACGGACUGCAGGAACUUGCCUUCACGAACAAUGGGAAGGUCGCUCCUUCCCAGCACCGCGAAUAUGGCAAGGCCAUUGUGACCCGAAAGAGCGGCGUGGACUGUGGCGGUCUGCUUAACGGCUUGCCGGACGAGUUCCAGAUGUGGAUGAGCCAUGGCGACAAGCUGCAUGCAAAGCCUGAUGGAUUCGUGGACAUUGCCACGACGGAGAACUCGGAACACGCCGUGAUUGUCAACGUGGCACGCAAGCUGUACGGCAUCCAGUUCCAUCCAGAGGUGACUCAUAGUCCUCUUGGCAAGGAUAUCUUGCGCAACUUUGUGGUGCACAUUUGCAAGUCGCCUACGGAUUGGGACAUGCGCAGCAUCGCCGACGCCUUCAUUGAGGAGGUGCGCGAGACUGUAGGUCCCGAUGGCCAUGUGAUUGGUGCUGUGAGUGGCGGCGUCGACUCGUCUGUUGCUGCAGUGUUGCUGCAGCGCGCCCUUGGAAAUCGUUUCCACGCUGUGCUUAUUGACAAUGGACUGUUGCGUCAAGACGAGGCUGUUGAGGUUGUCGAGCGACUGCGGAGCAAAUUGGGCAUCAACCUGAAGUGUAUUGACGCGUCCGACCGAUUCCUUACUGCUCUGAAGGGCGUCACGGAGCCGGAGGCGAAGCGAAAGACGAUUGGCAAUCUGUUCAUUGAGCUGUUUCAGGAAGAAGCCAAGAGUAUUGGACACUCUGUCGACUUCUUGCUGCAAGGCACGCUGUACCCGGACGUGAUUGAGAGUGUCUCGUACAAAGGCCCUUCAGCCACGAUCAAAACACACCACAAUGUCGGUGGUCUUCCGGAAAAGAUGCACCUCAAACUUAUUGAGCCGCUGCGCGAGCUGUUCAAGGAUGAGGUCCGGGAGCUUGGUAUGGCUCUUGGCAUUGAUGAGCCAAGUGUGUGGCGUCACCCGUUUCCAGGCCCGGGUCUUGCUAUCCGUGUGCUCGGAGAGAUCACGCCCGAGGCGCUGAACACUCUGCGUCAUGCCGACUCGAUCUUUAUUGAAGAGCUGCGCAAUAGUGGCCACUACAAGACAACGGGUCAAGCUUUCUGUGUCCUGCUGCCAGUGAAGUCCGUGGGUGUCAUGGGCGACGGUCGCACGUACGAAAAGGUCGUUGCUAUUCGUGCUGUCAGCACUUCGGACUACAUGACAGCUGACUGGUACCACAUGCCGUACGAAGUCCUCGGUCGCAUGUCGAACCGUAUCAUCAAUGAGGUGCGUGGCGUCAACCGCGUUGUCUAUGACAUAUCGUCCAAGCCACCGGCCACCAUCGAAUGGGAGUAA
Peronospora matthiolae is the source of this 1590-nucleotide messenger RNA. NCBI's taxonomy places the organism in Eukaryota, Oomycota, Peronosporomycetes, Peronosporales, Peronosporaceae. The record is from the annotation of a GenBank genome assembly.